AGAGCUGCGUCACGUGCCUGCUGUGUCACUCUCCGAUCUCAAAGAGCGCGGACUGGCCAAUCGACGUUGUUUGUUGUUGUUUCGUUUGACGUGAUAUUUUAUAAUAUCAGCCCAAAAACUCGAUGAAAAAUUGCACAAAUGGACUCAAAAGGAUCGCCGCAGUAUCCAGUGAGUAGCUCCGUGUGUCUCGAUCCGAGCACAGAAGACGACCCCCUAGUGGAAGGGCCGUUGAUCUCCCCUGACGCCCUCCACUCGGCCAUCAGGAAAGAGUUCCGGACCAUACCGACCACUUAUUCUGCCGUCCUGCUCUCCCUCAUCCAUGUUGCCUAUGUGGUGUUGUCGCUGUGCGUCGCCGUGAUGUGCCCACUGGCGUUGGGCGAGGAGCAGGAGUGCGCCAACGUGCUGAGGGACGUCACAGGGCAGAGCACCAUCGUGUUCGGGAAGGUGUGCAUGUCGGUGCUGGUGCUGCUGUUUGCCGUUUGCGUGCACCGCCACCACAGCCGCGCCCGGAGUCGGGGGUACCUCCACUUCUACCGAAACACCCGGAGGUUGAAGCACCUGCCCCUCGCCGUACACUCCACAGGAAAUGUGCUGCUGCUAUUGGUCCAGUCUUCUGGACUUUCGGAGGCCAUCUCCAUUUACAUGGUUAUCGCGAUUCUGGGGAUAGAACUUGUAGUGGCGUUGCCAUGCCUACUCAUCUACACAGUGCGUGUGGCGCGAUUCAACCGGGAGCGUGCCGUCCCUGAUGUGAGCCAAGAGGAACAUUGCCACGCCUACAGAGACGCACACCUAACCACCGAAACCGGCUUCAGAGACGGCUGUGGUCUGGAGGAGGUGGUGGAGAAGCAGGCGGACCUCAUAGAGUAUCUGAAACAACACAACACCUUGCUGAGCAAGAGGCUCCUCAACCAAUCGGCCCAGCACUGAUCCAGGGCCCUCUCGUCCCGGCCGUCCGUCCCCAGCAAGCCUCCCAGCGACCCCCGUCCUUCAAGAGCCCCCGCGGGAUCAGAUCCCAUUACUGAGACACUGGAUAUUUGAACAGAUGACACAAAGACGAGGGACCAACAAGGCUAAGGUGGAGCGGAGCCCUCAGAUGGAGGGAGGGGACAAAAGGGGAUAAGAGACUAAAGAUAUCUGUUGUUUGCCAAGUGACAAAAGACCUCCAAUGCGCGCGCAAUGGCGUGCACCACCAGCCCAAAGACUCGUUCUCUCACGCACACGCACACAGGGGUCUGAAGGCCUGUUUUGAUACCAGGAGGGGUGUGAGUGAUGUAAGACAGGAGGGGGCGGGGUCGGGAAAGCGGCAAAAUACGAAGGGGGUAAGAGUCGCGGGUCACAGAUCAGAGGGGAGGGGCUUUAUUGCGGUGUUACGACCCCUGGUGACCUGAGCGUGAGCGCACCGGGGCCCCUGGGAGGGCCACGGAGAGAAGGGGCCGCAUUGUUGUUACUGAUCGUAGUAAAUCACGUGCUGAGCAGGGAGAGCGACGCCAGCGAGAUGCACUUCAGAGUCCCACGGGCGUCCUACGCAGAGAGAGGAGGAGGAAACGGUACCACACUGAUACCUUCUUUGUUGUUUUUCUUUUGUUUUGGUUUGAGGUUCUUACAAUGCUGCUUCUGCCUAUGAUCAUUAUUUUACGUUAUUGUUUGACGCGUGUUUGGGGUCAAUGUGAUGAUAUGAAUGUUUACUGUCAAUUCUUGACUCCUGAUUUAUUUAUUUUUAAGAUUAGGUUAUUCGAUAUCGUGCCAUGGGAUCUGCCUUGAAUAAAUAUUUGAUAUUCUUAA
Messenger RNA from Gadus macrocephalus (Pacific cod), 1782 nucleotides. RefSeq names its product transmembrane protein 192 (gene tmem192). Gene Ontology annotation, cellular component: late endosome; lysosomal membrane. The record is from RefSeq and is a predicted model, not a curated record. The transcript is spliced from 6 exons. Lineage: Eukaryota; Metazoa; Chordata; Actinopteri; Gadiformes; Gadidae. The coding region runs from base 139 to 927 and encodes 262 amino acids.